Molecule: messenger RNA, 2334 nt
Organism: Populus nigra (black poplar)
Lineage: Eukaryota; Viridiplantae; Streptophyta; Magnoliopsida; Malpighiales; Salicaceae
Product: protein NRT1/ PTR FAMILY 7.1-like
Exons: 6
Coding region: 179-1999 (606 amino acids)
Biological process (GO): transmembrane transport
Cellular component (GO): membrane
Molecular function (GO): transmembrane transporter activity
Source: RefSeq, a predicted model, not a curated record
GCACCACACUCUUAUCCAUCUUCCUCAUCUGCAUUAAACUUCUUCUAGUACUUCUCCUUUUGUUUUUGAAUGUUUGUGAGUUUCUUUUGAGGAGUUUAAAACCCUGUGUUCAGCCUCUGGGCCAAGAUCAACAGUCCUAACAAGUUAUCGUGCACUGAACAAACAUUCAGUUGCUGCUAUGGAUUCGUUCUCUUCCACCAACGUUGUGCUAAAGAAGCAGGUGACAGGAGAAAGUAGUGUCAUCUCUAGGGAAAAUGUAGCUGUGAAGAGAAUCAGAACUGAGGAAGAACAGGAGAUUGCUAACAGAAAGCCUUCCCUUAUUUGGAAGAGAACUGGAGGAUGGACAGCUGCAAGCAUCUUGCUAGCAAAUCAAUGCCUGGCUACACUAGCUUUCUUUGGAGUUGGUGUGAAUUUGGUUCUAUUCUUAACAAGAGUUCUUGGUCAAAGUAAUGCUGAUGCUGCCAAUAAUGUCAGCAAGUGGACUGGCACAGUUUAUCUGUGCUCACUCGUAGGAGCUUUCCUCAGUGAUUCAUACUGGGGUAGAUACUUGACCUGUGCAAUCUUUCAGCUAAUAUUCGUCUCGGGGUUGGUGCUCGUAUCGGUAUCAUCUUGGUUUUUCUUGAUCAAACCAGAUGGAUGUGGUGAUGGAAAAUUAACCUGUGUGCCGGCAACAUCGAUGGGACAAGUUGUUUUCUACUUGGCUAUAUACUUAGUAGCCUUUGGAUAUGGUGGACAUCAACCUUCCAUAGCGACAUUUGGAGCAGAUCAAUUUGACGAGUCGAAACCGAAAGAAAGAAAUUCCAAGGCAGCUUUCUUUUGCUAUUUCUAUUUUGCACUCAACUUUGGAUCUUUAUUCUCAAACACCCUUUUGGUGUACUUUGAGGAUCAUGGCAGAUGGACACUAGGCUUCCUGCUAUCAUUAGGUUCUGCAGUCAUAGCCUUGGUAUCAUUCUUGUUUGGGGCACCUGGUUACAAGUACGUAAAACCUUGCGGCAACCCUUUGCCUCGAGUUGCUCAGGUGUUUGUGGCUGCAGCUAGGAAAUGGGAUGUUAUCCCGGUGAAAGCUGAUGAACUGUAUGAACUAGAAGGACCAGAAUCUGCUAUCAAAGGGAGCAGGAAGAUUUUUCACAGUGAAGAAUUUGAGUUUUUGGACAAGGCAGCAACAAUGACAGAGGAUGAUUUGAGUCACCAAAAGAAUCCAUGGAGGCUUUGCACAAUAACUCAAGUAGAGGAAGCCAAAUGUGUUCUUAAAAUGUUACCUAUUUGGUUAUGCACUAUAAUUUACUCUGUUGUCUUCACUCAGAUGGCAUCCCUCUUUGUUGAGCAAGGAGAUGUCAUGAAUUCCUAUAUUGGAAAGUUUCACCUCCCAGCUGCUAGCAUGUCUGCCUUCGAUAUCUGCAGUGUCCUUGUUUGCACUGGAAUUUAUCGUCAAAUCCUCGUGCCAUUAGCUGGAAGGUUAAGUGGUAAUCCUAAGGGGUUAACAGAGCUUCAGAGGAUGGGAAUUGGACUCGUCAUUGGAAUGCUAGCAAUGCUUGCAGCGGGUGCUACUGAGAUUGAAAGGCUCAAGAAUGUUAUUGAAGGGCACAAAGUCAGCUCUUUAAGCAUAUUUUGGCAAAUUCCACAAUAUGUUCUUGUUGGUGCAUCUGAGGUUUUCAUGUAUAUAGGUCAAUUGGAGUUCUUUAAUGGCCAAGCACCAGAUGGGAUCAAGAGUUUUGGAAGCUCACUUUGCAUGGCUUCAAUCUCUCUUGGCAACUAUGCCAGUAGCAUGCUAGUUAAUAUGGUGAUGAAGAUUACAACUAAAGGUGACAAGCCUGGAUGGAUCCCAGAUGACUUGAACACAGGACAUAUGGACAGGUUUUACUUCCUGAUUGCAGUGUUAACAGCCUUUGAUUUCGUGAUUUACUUGUUCUGUGCCAAGUGGUACAAGCCUAUCAACAUUGAUGACAGUCAGGGAAUUGAGAUGGAAAAGCAAGAAGAUGAUGUGCUUGCAAAAGUUUAAUUAGCUCCACUUUAAUUUGAACCAAAUUUGGAGGCCAAGAUCUCUUUCCCCGUGUUCUCAAACCAUCAUAUGCUUGUUGGUUAUUCCUAGUUCUCAUUAUCCUUUCUAACAUUUGAAUGAGUACUUUCGGAAGGCUCGUUUCGACAAGAACAAAGCUUGACCUUUGCUUGUUGAAGGAAUGAUUGCUUUUUUCUCCUGGUUGUAAGAUUUGGUUAUAUUUAUUAUAAAUAAGUUUUGCAGAUCUUGAUCAGAUCUUGUCAUGUUUGGUUAUGUUUAUCAAAGUUUGAUUGGAAUGUAAUAUUUCUAUGUUCCUUGUGGGGCAUGCUUGCUCAUCA